AUGACGACCGAAUUGGACCAAGCGCACGAUCCUAGCGCUACCUGCGUGAAGUGCCCCCACUCUGAUGACAAAAUAGGGGCCAAAUCAUCCAGUGAGCUCAUCGUUUGGCACCGAUGUGGGCGCCUGCUUAUUAUAAUCUUCUUAUUCACCUUUGUGAAAGAUGCUGCACCUCAUCCGCAGUGUUUGGACUUCCAACCCCCAUUUAAACCUCCCUACCACCUGGAAUUCUGUAAGGACUACGAGAAAUUUGGCUGCUGCGAUCAGACUACGGACAACAUAAUCGCUGAGAGGUACUGGGACGUCAUGGAAUUUUAUGACAUUCGGGAAUACGAACUCUGUGGUGAGCUCGUCAAAGAGAUUUUGUGCCAGGAAUGCUCUCCUUAUGCAGCUCAUCUGUUUGACGCAGAGGACCCAUACACCCCAGUGAGAGUCCUCCCUGGCCUCUGCUCUGACUACUGCGCAGAGUUCCACAGGAAGUGCGGCUCGGUGGUGAAGCACCUGACUGACGACCCAGGUCUGCGGGAUGCCUGUGAGAAGGACCGCACCAAGUUCUGCCACUUGCUCAACCUGGCCGACCAGGACUACUGCUACCCCAACGUCCUCCGGAGCUCCCUGCUCAACCGCAACCUGGGCCACGUGGUAGAGGACCGCAAGGGCUGCCUGCAGCUGUGCCUGACGGAGGUGGCCAAUGGCCUGCGAAAUCCGGUGCUACUCCUUCACCCCGGGGACGACACCAGCCGAAUGUUCGUGGCCGAGCAGUUGGGCUUCGUCUGGGUGUACCUGGCAGAUGGGAGCCGGCUGGAAGAGCCCUUCCUGGACCUGAGUGGAGAGGUGUUGACCACUCCCUGGCAUGGGGAUGAGAGGGGCUUCCUGGGGAUGGCCUUCCACCCGCACUACCGCGACAAUGGCCGCUUCUUCGUGUACUACUCUGUGCUGGUAGGGCAGAAGGUGGAGAAAAUCCGGAUCAGUGAAUUGAGGGUUUCCAUGCAUGACAUGAACAAGGCCGAUCCACAGCCAGAGAGGGUCAUUUUUGAAAUUGAAGAGCCAGCAGCCAAUCACAAUGGAGGCCAGCUUCUGUUUGGUUUAGACGGCUACCUUUACAUCUUUACUGGGGAUGGCGGAAGGGCUGGGGACCCCUUUGGGAAGUUUGGAAAUGCACAAAACAAGAGCGCUCUCCUAGGGAAGGUCCUGCGCAUUGAUGUAAAUGGAGACAGCAGCGAUGGAAAGCCUUACCGAAUCCCUGAGGACAACCCGUUCCUCUCGGAUGCUGGCGUGAGGCCGGAGGUGUAUGCCUAUGGGCUGAGAAACCCGUGGCGCUGCUCAGUCGACCGGGGAGACCCAGUCAGCCAGCAUGGCCGAGGGAGGAUCUUCUGCGGGGAUGUGGGUCAGAACCGGUAUGAGGAGAUUGAUAUCAUUGAGCGAGGAGGAAACUACGGUUGGAGAGCCAAGGAAGGGUUCGAGUGUUUCGACGUCAAGUUGUGCUACAACUCCUCGCUGAGAGACAUUCUUCCCAUUUUUGCAUAUGACCAUCACGUGGGGAAGUCAGUGACCGGUGGCUAUGUUUAUAGAGGAUGUGAAUCGCCCAAUCUGAACGGCCUAUACCUAUUUGGAGACUUUAUGAAUGGUCGGCUCAUGGCCUUGCAGGAGGACAGGGGAUCAGGGAGAUGGAGUGAGAGGAGUGUGUGUAUGGGAACCACUGCCACCUGCUCCUUCCCUGGACUCAUCAACCACCACCACAAAUUCAUCAUCUCCUUCGCCGAAGACCAAGCAGGAGAACUGUACUUUUUGGCUACUUCAUACCCUGGUUCAGAGUCUCCUUUUGGAACCAUCUACAAAUUUGUGGACCCGUCCAGGAGAGCUCCGCCAGGGAAGUGCAGGAUAAAAACGCUUCCAGUGAAGGUGAAGGGGAAACGGGUCCCGUUUGUGGCCCGAGAACGGACUGUGUUAGAGUUGAAUGAAAAACCUACAAGGCCUCCAUUCAAAAAAUUUAAAUUUACCACUAAACUACCAGCAACAAGUUUUCCCACAAUGACCAAGGCCUCACCCGUGGCCUUGCCCACAGAAACAGAUGUACGAGGAACUAUACCAUGGAAACCAACACAGCAGCCCAUCAGACAGGAGGAAGAUUUAAAAACCAAGUCCUGCCCCAAGUCUCCAACUGCAAAAUUUCAUAAGAAAAAAGUGAAGGGAGGAAAGGUGAAGAAGAACGGACAAAAGGGAAGGAAUUGUGUGAAGAAGACCACCCCCAGGAAAGGAAUCCAUGUGAACAAGACCAGUGCCUUGAGAGGAGUUAGUGUGCAUGCGUCCACUCCCUUUAGAGGACUUAGUAUUAACAAGACCACCCACAUGGAAGGACAUACUAUGAACAAGACCACUGCAUUGGAAGGAGUGAGUGCGAACAAGACAACCCCCAGGAAAGGAAUCAGUGUGAACAAGACUACUUCCUUGAAGGUAGAUAGCAUGCACAACUCCACUUCCUUGAAGGUAGUUACAGUGAACAAGACCACCCCCAUGGAUGGAAAUGGUAUGAAUGAGAUCUUGGAAGGAGUUAGUAUGAACAAGACCACUCCCAUGGAAGGGGUUGGUGUGAACAUGACCUUGAGUGGAGUCACAACAAACAAGCAGGACAGAAGACUAGAAGCUAAAGGAAUGAUCAGGGGCAGAAACAGCCCACACAGUGCAACACGGGAGGGGAGAUGGAGGAGGGACGGGGGGCGACGUGGGGCUGGGAGAAUGUGAGAGAAGAGAUCAUAAUCCCACCAAAAUUUUGUGACAUCAUCACAUCCAGGAAGACAGCCAGCCUGGUUUUGAAAUCAUAACAUCCAGGGAAAUAGCUCAUAUGCCAGUCUUUGUAACAUUUGUAACACUUUGUAACAUUGUCAUGCACCAGCAGACAGCCCAAAUGCCCUGUGGUUACUGCAAUAUUUUAUGAAUAAGAAGCCUCCUAAAAUUGAAUUACGGAGAGAGUCAGGAAACCUCCAUUCUGCAUUUUAACAGGAGACAUAAACAUUAGCUGUCAUCAAAAAUCUUACCUUGAAUAAGUGUAGAAACAGCCUAUAUAUUACCUGAGGCUCUCCUUUAUAUGUUAAAAAAAAUCUGAUAUGUUUUCCAAGUAAUGGAAGGAAAAUUGUUCACCAACUUGCAAGGACAUAAUGACAACAUAAAAAGUCUUCAGAGUCUAGGGAAAAGAUCCAUUGGGAGAUGCAUUCAUCAUUCAGAAUAAGACAUGUCAAGGUUUCACUGUUUAUACAUUUUUGUUUGUAAUUAACCUUAGGCUGUAGUAGUGUACACUGGAUAAAUUUAUAAUUGAAAGGUGUUUACAUCUGGGAAGUAAGUUUGUAGAAAUUUAAAAACAAUAGAUAUUAUUUUCUUAUCAACUUUUCAGUAGAAAUUGGGCUUAGUAACCUUUCACAAACAGGUAUGAGAACAAGAGCAAUCAAAAGACAUUUAAAAAAAUACAAAGCAGAAACCAAUUGCUAUGAACACCUGGAUACCUUUGUGUCAGUGGUAUUUGUUAAAGAUGAUAUAACCGGCCCACUAUGUUUCCUGAAGCAGCGAUUAUAUUAAACAUUAAUGAUAUACAAUAAUCGUGGGGUUGCUGAUUAGUUCUUCUGUCAAAACUUAUAGACCAUCAGAGUUGAAAAACCAUUUCAUUGCCGCACAUGCCAUGACAUAUGCCCUUUGAUUGUUUUCUUGUAGGCUUCCCUCAGAGUAAAUGUUUAAACAUCCCACAGCUCAGCACAUUAACAUUGGUUAAUGUGUUAUCCUUUAACAAGAGCCAUCCUGCAAAUGCCAUCUCACAAACUGUAGCUGAGUUUCAAAUCCAUAGUUUUUAACACAAGGACCCCCAUUCUUUUAGUACUGUAUUCAGAGAGGAGAACACUAUCAUUAGAUGACAUAGCUGUUUGCCACUUCUGUCACCAAAUCGUAACUCUGAGGAAUUCUGUCUGAGGCUUUAAAGCUUUCUACAUUCCAAACACAUGAUGUGACACGAUCUGGUGGUCCAAGUUUGUGGAUAAAGGCAGAUCAGAGUCACAAGCAUACUAUGUAAAAGCUGCAGAAAGAGGCCAUUUUCCCCA
Anguilla anguilla (European eel) is the source of this 4079-nucleotide messenger RNA. RefSeq names its product HHIP-like 2 (gene hhipl2). Bases 1 to 2739 code for a protein of 912 amino acids. The transcript has 10 exons. The record is from RefSeq and is a predicted model, not a curated record. NCBI's taxonomy places the organism in Eukaryota, Metazoa, Chordata, Actinopteri, Anguilliformes, Anguillidae.